Messenger RNA from Amborella trichopoda, 1881 nucleotides. RefSeq names its product ribosomal RNA-processing 7 protein. Lineage: Eukaryota; Viridiplantae; Streptophyta; Magnoliopsida; Amborellales; Amborellaceae. The record is from RefSeq and is a predicted model, not a curated record. Gene Ontology annotation, cellular component: CURI complex; UTP-C complex. Gene Ontology annotation, biological process: ribosomal small subunit assembly; rRNA processing.
GGCUUCCUCAGUGGUGCACCUUACUGGUUGUAGGACACAAAAAUGACCCAUGGUGCCCAACCCAUAAUAUUCCUGUAAAAUUUUUCCACAAUAAAUUCACCGCAACGAUUAGCCUUUGUCGCAGGAAGCCCUAAGUAGCUCCUUGUCGCCGAAAUUAGUCGAAAUUUCGGCGACUUUUAAAACAGUGGUACGUUACAGUGUCAUUAAUCAGCCGCCUAGCACGCUCAGCUAUAGAAUUCUGAUUUCUAUUUAUCCAUGGUUUUGUAGCUUUUGAAUCCAAUUGGUCGUGUAGUGGGUGAGGAACCCUUCUGAUUUGAGCUGUUUUGAGUAACAAGUGAUUGCUGAGGAGUUUUCACAGAUGAAGGCAAAGAAUGGAGCAGAAUGCAAGAAACAGAAUGGUUUGAAGCUGAAUAAGAAAAGGAAUUUACCCAAUGUGGGAGAUGAAGCAGAUGCUGUAGAAGCCAGUGGUGAUGUGGAAUAUUCUCGCCAUUCCAAACUUUGGGAAGAUGGGAAUAAUGAUUUGGACCCUCAUGAAGAACACAAUGAAGCUGACCUUUCAAAUAAGAAGGCUAGAAGAGCAGACAAAUGUGGUAAAAAUGAUGAUGUGAAAUUGAAGAAGAAAAGGAAAUUAACAAAAAAGAAAAAUGGCACUGAAGCCCUCAAAGUCUAUGAAAAUAUACCAGAGGAUGGGAACUGCACAAGCUGCAUGGCAAGUCAUACUAAAAGUUCUGGCUAUUCUGAAAUUCAAACUGAGAAAAUCACUGCUGAUUGUGAUGAAGAUAUUGGUGAUAUUAAGAUGAGUAAAGCAGAAAAGAAAAAGAAAAAGGACAAGUUGUCAUUGAAGAAUAAAAGAAAAUUCAAGGGAAAGGGAAGUGAGGUUGAGAUUGCAGAGAAAGUAGAUCUGAUCGUGAGAGGAAUUGGCACAAGAACACCGAAAUCCGAUGUUAAACUACCGAGACAUUCAAGUCAUUCUGAACACAAAGGCAGCAAAGCUUCCCAUACCGGUGAAGCAAGUAAUCUUGUAUCACAAGAGGGUUCCCUACUUGAGGUUGAGCAAGUUGAUCAGAUUUCUUCUGGGGAUGAAGACUGUUCCAGAGGAAUGAAAAAGUGGAUCAUGGAAUACCAUUGCCAUAGACCGGGUUUGGAGGUCUUGCAGCAGAGAAUUGAUGCAUUUAUUGCUGAACACGAGGCACAGGAAGAAAAGGCAAGGAAGGAGAGAGAGGAGAAAGCUGCAGCAGGUGGCUGGACUGUUGUGGUACACCACAAAGGCAGAAAAAAGACAACUGAUGCUGAAAGUGGGGUUUCUGUGGGUUCUGUUGCUCAGGCGGCUAUAAUGGAUAAAAUGGCCAAAAAGAAAAGCAAAGAAGCUGGUUUAAAUUUUUACCGAUUUCAAAAACGGGAGGCCCAUAGAAAUGAGCUUAUGAUGUUGCAGAACAAAUUUGAGCAGGAUAAGAAGCGAAUUCAGGAGCUGAGAGCUGCUAGGAAAUUCCGGCCUUAUUGAUGCACGCACAUUGACGGAACCUUUAGUGUCCGCUUCCUUUCUUCGGAACUGCAAUGGUUGGUAAAAACAGAAUAUGGAUGAUUUGCCUUACCCAACACAGUCAGUCCGAACCAGAGGGGUUUCUCUCGCAUAUAGUCUUUCUUUUUGGGAUGAAUUUCUUCUCAACCUUGUUGGACUUUGAAUAUAUCGCGGCAAUUGAUGUCUUUUAGUGGAAGAGUUUGUUCACAUAUCUUGUCAGACAAUAAAUUAUUUUUUUUAGUAAAUAUGUGAUAGAGGCUACUCUUUUACCAUUUUAUAGGCUGAAAGCACAAGUUUCACUAAGUUCUCCGAGCCAUUGUAUUUGUCUGGACUAUGGAUUAGUGGAAGUCCAGCCUGUAGUG